Messenger RNA from Ceutorhynchus assimilis (cabbage seed weevil), 405 nucleotides. NCBI's taxonomy places the organism in Eukaryota, Metazoa, Arthropoda, Insecta, Coleoptera, Curculionidae. The record is from the annotation of a GenBank genome assembly.
AUGGCUUUAAUUAAUGUAACCAAUACCACUAGAAAGGAAAAAUCGUUACUACUCAACACUUUAGCCGGUUCAGUGAAAACACUAGAAAAUUCCUACACGACGGUGGAUUUAAGAAACGAGCACUGCGUAACUGGAAAAAUUGUCAAGGUAGAUGGAUACAUGAAUUUGGAAAUGGAAGAUGUCGUAUUUUACGAUAUGAGAGGAGCUCAAAAAUGUCUUGCAACUUUUUACGUUUGCGGUAGAAAUAUAAGGCAAGUGCACAUCCCCAAGAGAAUCGACCCGGUGGAAAUGUUCAAAAACCAAUUGACAAACUUGACCAGAAGAAAAGAGAAAACAAAAAAAGUAUUCAAGACUAGCAGAGCUGAAAAGAAAAAUCUACAAACCAUCAGAGAAGCCUACAAAUAA